Molecule: messenger RNA, 863 nt
Organism: Drosophila erecta
Lineage: Eukaryota; Metazoa; Arthropoda; Insecta; Diptera; Drosophilidae
Gene: Ntf-2
Product: probable nuclear transport factor 2
Exons: 4
Coding region: 196-585 (129 amino acids)
Biological process (GO): protein import into nucleus
Cellular component (GO): nuclear pore central transport channel
Source: RefSeq, a predicted model, not a curated record
UCGAUAUUUAGCAAGUAGGAACCAUCGAUUGUGUUUCAUAGAAAUCAAUGUUAUUCCAGCCCUAACAACGAGUGCUGAUCUGAACAAAUUCGGUUGAUUUCAUUUGAUUUUGUUUCACAUUUUUCGUGUCGCCGCGAUCGGAUCGGAUCGGAUUCCCCAAUAACCUCUGAGCGCACCGCCUAUCCUUCAAGUGAAAUGUCGCUGAACCCGCAGUACGAGGACAUUGGCAAGGGAUUUGUGCAGCAGUUCUAUGGGAUAUUCGAUGACCCGGCGAAUCGGGCGAACGUGGUUAAUUUCUACAGCGCUACCGACUCGUUCAUGACCUUUGAAGGCCACCAAAUUCAGGGCGCGCCCAAGAUUCUGGAAAAAGUUCAGAGUCUGAGCUUUCAGAAGAUUAACAGAGUGAUAACCACAGUGGACUCGCAGCCUACUUUCGAUGGCGGGGUUUUGAUCAACGUCCUUGGAAGACUGCAGACCGACGAGGAUCAGCCGCAUGCCUACAUUCAGACCUUCGUAUUGAAGCCGGUGGGCGGCAGUUUCUUUGUGCAGCACGAUAUAUUUCGGCUGUCGCUGCACGAUGUGUAGCACCAUCGAUACCGAUCCGCCACGCCCAGUCUACAGACUCCAGCGCCCGGCCAUGUACAAUGUGUUAAUCGAGAUAGAGAUCGAGAUCAGCAGCCAAACGAUCAGCCAGCAGAGACGAGACAAGACCCAGUUAAAAAACGAAAGAAAGCAAUAUCUAAGCGAUAAGAUAGUUCUGCUGUUUGUCGACCUUAUGCCGCCCAGCCACGCCCACUCCGCCCACAAAUACAAAAAUAUUUAUCCCUGGCGUCUCGUCGUUGUCGAAUCUCUUCUAAUUAUCC